Molecule: messenger RNA, 1745 nt
Organism: Ochotona princeps (American pika)
Lineage: Eukaryota; Metazoa; Chordata; Mammalia; Lagomorpha; Ochotonidae
Gene: MMP12
Product: matrix metallopeptidase 12
Exons: 10
Coding region: 42-1430 (462 amino acids)
Biological process (GO): collagen catabolic process; extracellular matrix organization; proteolysis
Cellular component (GO): extracellular matrix
Molecular function (GO): zinc ion binding; metalloendopeptidase activity
Source: RefSeq, a predicted model, not a curated record
AAGAGAGGAAACUGAAUUAAACCAUUCGGGAGAAGUUCACAAUGAAGUUUCUUCUACUGAUGCUGACCCUAUGGGUUGGUACUUCUGCAGCUGAUUCACUGAAUGAAAAUGAUGUAGUAUUUGCUGAGAGGUACUUGGAAAACUUUUAUGGUCUUAAAAUGGAGAACAUUCCAACAGCAAGAUCAAAAACUAACUUCAUGGAUGAACUAAUCAAGGAAAUGCAGCAAUUCUUGGGGCUAAAUGUGACUGGCCAACUAGACACUGCUACCCUGGAGAUGAUGAAGAAACCUCGAUGUGGAGUGCCUGAUGUGCAGCAUUUCAGUACCAUGCCAGGAAGGCCAGUGUGGAGGAAGCAUUACAUCACCUACAGGAUCAAGAAUUACACUCCACACAUGAGGUAUGAAGAUGUUGACUACGCCAUUCAGAAAGCUUUCCAGGUAUGGAGUGAAGUGACUCCCCUGAAAUUCAGGAAGAUUUCUGAGGGCGAGGCUGACAUCAUGAUCCUUUUUGCCCGUGGAGAUCAUGGAGACUACAGUGCCUUUGAUGGCAGAGGCGGUGUCUUAGCCCAUGCUUAUGGACCUGGAUCUGGUAUUGGAGGAGACACACAUUUUGAUAAUGAUGAAAUCUGGACUAAAACUCAGAAAGGCACAAACUUGUUCCUUGUUGCUGUUCAUGAGAUUGGUCAUGCCCUAGGACUUGGUCACUCAAAUGAUUACAAGGCCAUAAUGUUUCCCACCUAUGGUUAUAUUAAUAUCAACACAUUUCGCCUCUCUGCUGAUGACAUACAUGGAAUUCAGUCCCUUUAUGGAGGUCCAAGGCCGCACCAACCCAUUCCAAAUCCUGACAGUCCAGAACCAACUCCCUGUGACCACAAUUUGAAUGUUGAUGCUGUCACUACAAUGGGAAAUAAAAUAUUUUUCUUUAAAGGCAGGUUCUUCUGGUGGAAGAUUCCUAGGAGUUCAAUGUCCAAUGUCCGUUUAAUUUCAUCCUUAUGGCCAACGUUGCCAUCUGGCAUUGAGGCUGCUUACGAAAUUGGAAACAGACAUCAAGUCUUUUUUUUCAAAGAUGAUAAGUACUGGUUAGUGAACAAUUUGAAAAUACAGUCAAACUAUCCCAAGAGCAUACAUUCUCUGGGUUUCCCUGUGUCUGUGAAAAAAAUUGAUGCAGCUGUCUUUAACCCCAAUCUCAGGAAGACCUACUUCUUUGUGAAUAAUCAAUACUGGAGAUUUGAUGAAAGGAGACAGCACAUGGAUUCUGGUUAUCCCAAGUUGAUCACCAACAGCUUCCCAGGAAUUGGGCCUAAAGUUGAUGCAGUCUUCUAUUUCCAAAGACACUACUAUUUCUUCCAGGAAUCAAGUCAGAUUGAAUAUAAUACUUUUACCAAUCGUGUCACCAAGAUGCUGAAAAGCAAUAGCUGGUUUGAUUGCUAGGAGCAGUGUCAUUCACUUCCAGUUGAUGAGUGUUUAUUGUAUACAAACUAUGUGCUCAGUAUAACACUACAUGCUGAAUUGUAUCAUAAAAUAAGAUAAAAUAUAUUGGCUAUAGAUAAAUGAUUGAACAAUAUAUAAAUUUUCAAUUUUGAAGACCUCAUAAUUCUACUAUUAAAUUUGAAAAUAGAUGCCUUCAAAUUCAAGAUAAUGUCUUUUAAGGUAUGCUUUGUGAAUUGAUUUCUACCACUGUUUGGAAACUUAGAAUUACUUCUCUGGCUUAAUAAAUUAUAUAUUAUUCAAAUGAGAAGUUUGAGA